Messenger RNA from Cavia porcellus (domestic guinea pig), 5901 nucleotides. It is a transcript of the gene Lin7a, whose product is annotated as lin-7 homolog A, crumbs cell polarity complex component. Gene Ontology annotation, molecular function: L27 domain binding. Gene Ontology annotation, biological process: protein localization to basolateral plasma membrane; maintenance of epithelial cell apical/basal polarity; neurotransmitter secretion. The record is from RefSeq and is a predicted model, not a curated record. The transcript is spliced from 6 exons. The coding region runs from base 205 to 906 and encodes 233 amino acids. Gene Ontology annotation, cellular component: basolateral plasma membrane; cell-cell junction; MPP7-DLG1-LIN7 complex. Lineage: Eukaryota; Metazoa; Chordata; Mammalia; Rodentia; Caviidae.
CGCGGAGUCCGUCUGGGUACCUGCUCGGCCGCGCGCGCCUGCGGAUCGGUCGCGGCGGAGCAGUGGCGUCUCCAUCUGGCUCCCACCGCCCGAGCCGCCUCGGCUCGCCUCGCCUCCCCCGCCCUCGCCCCCGCCCGCCUCUCCGCCUCCCCCUCCGCCCCGCCCCCAGUCUCCUCCUCUUUUUCUCACCACCAGCGGCGGCUGAUGCUGAGGCCGAGCGUCACUUCGGCUCCCGCGGCAGACAUGGCGACGCUGACUGUGGUCCAGCCGCUCACUCUGGACAGAGAUGUUGCAAGAGCAAUUGAAUUACUAGAAAAGCUACAGGAAUCUGGAGAAGUACCAGUGCACAAGCUGCAGUCCCUCAAAAAAGUGCUUCAGAGUGAGUUUUGUACAGCAAUUCGAGAGGUAUAUCAAUAUAUGCAUGAAACGAUAACUGUUAAUGGCUGUCCCGAAUUUCGUGCAAGGGCCACAGCAAAGGCAACAGUCGCAGCUUUUGCAGCUAGCGAAGGCCACUCUCACCCUCGCGUAGUGGAACUGCCAAAGACGGAUGAAGGCCUUGGUUUUAACGUGAUGGGAGGAAAGGAGCAAAAUUCCCCAAUUUACAUCUCUCGCAUCAUUCCUGGAGGGGUGGCUGAAAGACAUGGAGGACUCAAAAGAGGAGACCAACUGCUCUCCGUGAACGGAGUGAGUGUGGAAGGAGAACACCAUGAGAGAGCUGUGGAAUUACUCAAGGCUGCUAAGGACAGUGUCAAGCUGGUGGUCAGAUACACCCCAAAAGUCCUGGAAGAAAUGGAGGCUCGCUUUGAAAAGCUACGGACAGCCCGGCGUCGACAGCAGCAGCAAUUGCUUAUUCAGCAGCAGCAACAGCAACAACAGCAACAAACACAACAAAACCACAUGUCGUAGGCCCUUGAGGAAGAGCUACUUGAUCAAACAUCCGAUAGUCACAAAUUUGAAAACGUGCUCAGAAUCCCAGCACAUAGAAAAAGACAGAACCAAUAAUUAUACCUGUCAAGAAGCUGUGAACACAUGGUGUAUAAGUUCUUUACCAAGGCAACGCGACACCUCUUUUUCUGGGCCCGCACCCCUGCUCAUGCGCUCGUCUCACACACAGACCUUCCACCCACUGCAGUGGGAAUUCCCAGUGGGUAGAGGGAGAACCUUCCAAGUCUGCAGCCUGAAACAGGACAAGAAGAACAAAGUCUGUGACUUUCAAAGAUCACCGGGGCCAGGCUUAAGUCAGUCUUUUGUCUGUGGCUUUUCCAGAGAAUAACAAACCCCUCCUUAGGUUAAGUUCAAGAGGCAUCAGUCCAUGGUUGCUGCCCCUGGGAGAAACCUGCCAUUGCCCUCCCUCUGACCUCUUCCACCGCCCCUGUUGCUGAGUCGCCUGAAUUGGAAUUCCAGUGCAUCGAAAAUUCAGCAUCCAUGUACUCUUUUCGGGUUCUAGAAACAGUUGGCUUCUUAUUUUCUGUUUUCAUGAAUUUUUAUGCAUUAACAAAAUGGGACACUUUCAGCUCAACAUGUAGUUUAUUAGAAGCAAGGGUGGGAACUUAGUGCUGUAUUUUUUAAUUUAAAAAUUGCUUACAUCUAUUACUUUAAACCCUAACAGAAUAUAAUAUAUAUUUAUUCCCCCAAAACAUAUAUUAUUGGAGUACAUUUGUUAUAACUUACAAGUCUUACCAAAAGUUAUGCCUCUGGUAAGAGAAUAGUAGCAAAGGACCUAUCUUCACGAACUGAUCAUAUAUACAUAUAUAUAUAUAUAUUCUCCCUUCUCUCAAUUUUUCUUAAGUUUUGUAUUUUUCAUUGAUACACUAUGGAGAACUCUAAACUCUUUCUAUAUACACUGACAUGCUGUCGUUAGAUUUUUAUUUGACAUUUCAAAGUUUUGAGCUCUAUAAAACACAUAUAUAUAUUUAAUUUCAAAAAUACUCAUAUGCAAGCCAGUGGAAUCAAUUUUGUGAAUAACAGAUGUUUUCCUCUAGAAGGAAAAGGCACUUACUUUAUUUUACAUAUUCUUAUAAGUAAAUAGAGAAGAAAAUAUCUUUGGAAAGAUCUGUUAGAGCCAUGUAUAGAAAAAAUAAUUUUUUACUUACAGUAAAUUUUAGGCACUUAAUCUGAUUUUCAUUUAUGGAACUAAUAAGAAAGAAUCAUAAGUGGGUACUUGAACACCUAAAGCACAAAAAUGUAUUUGAGAAAAAAAAAUUGACCAAUUAAGCAAACUAAACAGAGGCACAUAUUUGAAAAUUCCCUUUCUCAAAUGCAACUAUUGAUUUGCAGCUGUGUAAUUUGAUGUUUCAGAUAGUCUGCCCCAGAAUGGAAAUUUAUGAAACAGAGUUGAGACCCUUUUUGAGAAUUUAAAAAAACCAAUGAGCUACUCAGAGUGACUAUGCCCUGUCGUGUGAUACGGUUAUCAAUACUAAGUUUUCACUCUUAGUGUACCACUUACAGGCAACAAACAGCAGGGGAACUGGGGAGUGAAUCAGUGUCUUACUGUGAUGACAGUUCCCGCCCUUGAGACAUAAUCACAUUUUACUAGAGAAGUGGAGUUGUGGGUAGGGGCAGUGAGGACCCUGAAUGUUAUGUAAAAUAGGUUUAUAAAAGAGACAAGCAUGUCAUAGGGCAUAAAUGGAGACCAAUGAGUAUUACUCAGUUUAAUAGUUCUCAUUUUUAUAAGAAAACUUUAAUAAAACAUAUAUUUUAGUUAUUUAUCAAAGAGAUAUUAGACAUAUUCAGGCAGUGCCACAAAGAUUCUCAUCAAAGGAAAUCAUUGCACCCUUGUAACAAAAUGGUCAUCGACACAUUUUAGUACAUUGUGUUCAUUUGGAGCUUAAGGUAAGUAUGUUUGUUUAGCUGUUAAAUGUUCAGUUAGUAUGAACUUACAUGGUUUCACAUCAGUAUUGAUAUCAUAGUAUUACAGAAGCAACUAUCAAAUGAGCAGAUAUGUUAACUUUCUGCUUUCUGGAAGUUUUGUAUUUUUAUGCUUCUGCUAUAUAAUGUUUAGUGCUGGUCAGUGUUUGCCAGGUUGUUUGUCAAAGUGAAAGGGCAAUCUGUCAUACCUAUGGAAUCUAAGAUUAUAUGUCAGAAUGGUCUUCUAUACAAAUGACUAAAAUUGAGUGUGUUAAAAUGUAAACCUUCCCCUAAAUUUUUAAUCAAAAAUAACCAUCCUAAACUUAAAGAAACCAUUUCUGGUUCUCUUAUGUUUCACAAAAAUCAAAAGGAAAAAUUAUAAUCUGUGCUUGUGCUCUUUAUUGUUAACAAUCACAUUAGAGCCACUGACAUACCCUAAGUCAUAUUAAAGAAAAAAGACUGCUCCUUUUUGAAACUCAAUCCUGAAUAUAAUAAACAAAUUAGGUAUUAAAAGGAGGAAAAAUCAAUGUGACUGCUCAUCAAGGAUUUUGGUGAAUUUUAGUUCUUUCUCUUGAUUAAGCUGGUGGACAGUGGAACAGAUUGGUCUAAACUUUUUUCUGAUAUGAUUUUAAAGGCAGAUAUGCAAAGCAUAGCUCAGUAAUAGAAUUCCUGGACCUCUUCAUUGUUGCAUUUACAUUGUGAUUCUGUUGCCAUAUGGAAUAGAACAUCUGCAGGGAGAUAAUGAGUUUAAAUUGCAAUUGACUUUGGAAAGAAAAACAGACUUUUGUGCUUCCUCGGUCAUGUAAUCAAUAGGGAAUUCUCUAGUUAUCUACACUACCACUCUCUUUUAAGACAAUGCAGAGAUCGAAAUGCAAAGUGUAUCAUUCAGGGGCUUUUUAAGGAUCUGAGGUUAUCUAUGAAGAUUAUCUUUGCUAGAGAUGGAUUAUACCAAUUUACAAAUGCAGCUCCCAACUGUGAGCUUAUCUCAUUUCAGUUUAUUCAGCUGUACAUAUAGGACUCCAAAAUAUAGGAUAUUUUAUGUACAUUACUUUAAACAUCUAUAGAUAUUGUGAAUGUGUGAAUAAUGCCUGAUAAAUUCAUCUUUUAGAUAGUUGUGCUUACACACAGCCUUUAAGACCAGCAUUAGACAACAUUAUAAAAUAGAGAUCAAGGUUUUGAAGAUUCAUGGAGGCCAGUACAGAGAAAGAUAUUCCAAAACAUGAAACAGUCUUAUUGCUCUUACCCCUCUCUAGGCUACAAGCUCUAAGAGACAAAAGGGGUUGUGGCUGGGAAUUUAGCUCAGUGGCAUAAGCGCCUGCCUGGCAAGUACAAGGUUGUGAGUUCAACCCCUGGUACCACUACAAAAAAAAAAAAAAAAAAAAAAAAAGAUGGGGGCUGUGACCACCAUGUUGGUUACCCAGCAUGAUACAGGUACUCAAUGAGUACUUGUUGAAUAAAUAAUUAAAUAGGAUAAAGAAAUGCAUUUUCCUUCCAAUAAUUUCACAUGCUUACUAUUGUAUCAAUUGGCACUAUAAUUUCUAAAUAUUGAAUCAGAAUUGACUCUUCAUACUUCUUAGAUAUAUGAAUUUGGAGUCAAAUUACUUCAAAAAUUUCAAGAAUGUUUAAAUGUUCCUUUUAAUAUGAAACAUGUUUAGGAAUUCAAAUGAUGAUGAGUAAAAUUACAUCUGUUUCUCUCUGAAAACACUUUGAAUUAUUUGGCAAGAAUUAUCUGAAAGUGGAACUCCAUUUCUAAAUUUUUAAACAUUGUAUUUUAGAUUUUAAAAUGGAAGAAGAGUCACAUCCACCAUAAGAUUUGUGUCCCCACUAAAUAUUUAUUAACAUUUCUCAAAGGAUCCAUAAUCACAUGGAUUCACCAUUGCUAAACCUCCUUUUAAGGAUUAUUAUUUAUAUGUUUGAUUCCCAGAAUUUACUUAAGCUAAAAAAUUAAUAUAGCCACUCAAACAUUAUCACAUAUUUAUCCAUUUAACAAAAAUUUCUAGUGUGUCUGGUACAUGUUAGGAUCUGGAAAUGCAAUGAGAAAGAAGGUUUAAGAGUACUAUCGUGGAGUUUAUCAUGAAAGUCUUCUCCACACUAAACUCUAGCCAUAAAUAGAGUUUACUGUUCACUGGGUCCCAUUCAUACCUCCUGGGAGAAAUAAAAUUCUUCACCCCAUGGAAAUCAUGAAAAACCCCUUCACUUUUCUAUACACACCACUCAAAACUGCUGCUCAUUAUAUUCAUAAAGCACAAUUAAAAUCCAAUGAGAUUGCUAUGUAAUAAUUUGUUCAUAACAUGUAUCUAGCUCUUACUGUGUUGUAGGUACUAUGCUUAAUGCUUUCAUAGACAAUCUCAUUGACUCCCUUCUAAAACCCUAUACAGUAGGUUCCAUUUUAUACACAAGAAAAUUAAAGCACAGCUAUGUUAUGUUACUUGUCCAAGACCACACAGCUAGCAGUUGUAAUUGAGAUUUGAAUACAUGCAGUCUGAUGUAAGAGCUCACAUGCCUGCUUGUUUUCCGUGGCUUUGAGGGACAUUACUCCAUGAGAAUGAGUAAGUCAUUAUGAUAAAUGAGUCACUGUAUAUAAAAAUACUUUGAAAUUAUAAAGUAACAUACAAAAAAUAUUAGAAAACUAUUAUGUCACAUCAGUGACAAAACUGGAAAUAGAACUCAAUCUCAUGUUAUAGCUUACUCAUGAAGCAUACUUAAGUGAGGGAUGUGGAAAAAACAGUUUAGAAAAUUUCUGAUAUGUAAAUAUUUCAGUGAGUUUUCAGAAUUAUUUAUUGUUAGUCACUGUGUCUAUUUGGUGCUAAAAAAAAAAGGAAAGAAAAUCCCUACUGUAAGGGCUUCCAAUAAAUACACAGUGUGGAGAUGAACCAAGGACAUUUCAUACUUACGGGGAAGGAUUGAGCAGUUGUACCAUUUUUCAUCAUUGCAUGUCCAUCAUGUCUUUCCAAUUGUUUCCAUUACUUUUAUGAAUGAACUGCAAAACUGUGCAGUGGUUCAACCUGACCAAAGUGGUAUUAUGCUGCUGGGAAGUAAAAGUAUUAGACAUCA